AUGGGAGAAAUAAUUGAGGAAAAAAGAACAGAUCUGGGAAAAGUUGUGGGAAGAGAAGGAACAGGAAAAACAGAGGAAGAUGCAGUGGGUAACAGAUGCUCACAUGCACAACGAUAUGACCCGGAAAAGAUCCAAGUUGAAAUUCAAGUAUUUCUCAAUUCAAGGAGACAGAGAGACACACCUCAGCGAGGUUUAAAAGGCCAUACUUUCGGAGGCAACAAAGUGCGUGGCCUUAUCCCCUCGCCGCUUCUUCUUCUUCUUCCCAACACAAACAUGGCUUCUUCUUCCACCAUACCUCUCUCUUCUUCCAUUUCCAUAUUCAAAACCCCGUCUCUCCAAUUCCUCAGAAGACCAACCACCUCCGUUUCUUUCAACACUCUUACCAGUAACGCCACACUCUCUUCCGUUCCUUCUGCCAUUGCCACCCCCACUUCUUCCAUUCUCACCCAACAACCCUUCCAGGGUUUAACUCUGGAGGACGUUGACAAUCACCACCAAUUUGGCGAUGAACGCCAACCGGACACCACCCCUCUCCACGAACUCGACAUUUCCAAGUUGUCUUUACCUUCCUCCCUCGUCCAAGCCCUACAAAAACGUGGAAUCACCAGCCUCUUCCCCAUUCAGAGAGCUGUGUUGCUGCCUGCACUAGAAGGUAGAGAUAUCAUUGCUCGAGCAAAGACUGGCACUGGCAAAACAUUAGCAUUCGGAAUUCCAAUUCUCAAAGGCCUUACUGAUGAUGAUGAACAAAGUUCUCACAGGAGGCAUGGGAGACUUCCUAAAGCCUUGGUCCUAGCACCUACUAGGGAGUUGGCCAAGCAAGUUGAGAAGGAGAUACAAGAAUCUGCACCUUACCUGAAAACGGUUUGUGUUUAUGGGGGUGUUUCUUAUGUAACACAGCAGAGUGCGCUUUCGCGUGGUGUUGAUGUGGUGGUUGGAACUCCGGGUAGAAUUAUCGAUCUAGUGAAUGGAGAUAGCCUUAAACUGAGUGAGGUUCAGUAUUUGGUGCUUGAUGAAGCUGAUCAGAUGCUUGCUGUUGGGUUUGAGGAGGAUGUGGAGGUCAUUUUGGAUAAGGUCCCCUCGCAGCGCCAGACCAUGCUAUUUUCUGCUACCAUGCCUGGUUGGGUCAAGAAACUGUCCAGAAAGUAUUUGAAGACUCCUUUGACAAUUGAUUUGGUUGGCGAACAAGAAGAGAAACUUGCCGAAGGGAUCAAACUUUAUGCUUUAUCAGCCACUGCCACUUCAAAACGGAUAGUUCUUUCUGAUCUUAUAACUGUUUAUGCAAAGGGUGGAAAGACUAUUGUUUUUACGAAGACAAAAAAGGAUGCUGAUGAAGUAUCAUUGGCAUUAACGAGUAGUAUAGCUUCUGAAGCACUGCAUGGUGAUAUAUCUCAGCAUCAGAGAGAGAGAACAUUGAAUGGUUUUCGCCAAGGGAAAUUCACAGUGCUUGUUGCCACUGAUGUUGCUGCUCGUGGACUUGAUAUUCCCAAUGUUGAUUUGGUUAUACACUAUGAACUUCCCAAUGAUGCUGAGACUUUUGUUCAUCGUUCUGGUCGUACUGGGCGUGCAGGAAAAGAGGGUACAGCCAUUUUGAUGUACACCAGUAGCCAGAGGAGAACAGUUAGAUCCCUUGAGCAUGAUGUUGGCUGCAAAUUUGAUUUUAUUAGUCCACCAGCUAUGGAAGAAAUUUUGGAGUCAUCAGCUGAGCAAGUUGUUGCUACACUUAAUAGAGUUCAUCCAGAAUCUGUUGAAUUUUUCACUGCAACUGCAGAAAAACUGGUUGAAGAACAAGGAGCAAGGGCCCUUGCUGCUGCUCUGGCACAGAUGAGUGGAUUCUCUCGACCUCCAUCAUGUCGGUCUCUUAUCAAUCAUGAACAGGGAUGGAUUACAUUGCAACUGACUCGAGAUUCAGAUACUUCUGGAAGAUUAUUUUCUGCAAGAUCUGUUACUGGGUUUCUUUCUGAUGUUUAUUCUCCUGCUGCUGAUGAAGUCGGAAAAAUACAUUUAAUUGCAGAUGAGAGGAUUAAAGGAGCUGUUUUUGAUCUUCCGGAGGAAAUUGCUAAAGAGUUACUCAAAAAGGAACUGCCAUCUGGAAACACUAUUUCCAAAACCACCAAGUUACCUCCUUUGCAAGACGAUGAACCUGCAAGUGAUUUCUAUGGAAAGUUUUCUGACAGAGACAGAAGUAACCGAAGAGGUUCUAAUUCUAGGGAUCAAAGAGGUUUUAAAAGUUCACGGGGAUGGGAAGGAGGCCAAGACACUGAUGAUGAGUUUGGACGAGGCGGUAGAAAUUUCAGAUCAGGCAACAACAGGUCUCGAAUGGGUAAAAACAGUGGCGAUGACUGGCUAAUUGGAGGUGGACGAUCAAACAGGUUUUCAUCAUCAAACAGAGGCGGGCACGGAGGGGCAUGUUUUAAUUGUGGACAACCUGGCCAUCGAGCAUCAGAUUGUCGCAACAAACGAAACUUUUUCUAG
Sphenostylis stenocarpa is the source of this 2472-nucleotide messenger RNA. The record is from the annotation of a GenBank genome assembly. Lineage: Eukaryota; Viridiplantae; Streptophyta; Magnoliopsida; Fabales; Fabaceae.